Molecule: messenger RNA, 2242 nt
Organism: Nothobranchius furzeri (turquoise killifish)
Lineage: Eukaryota; Metazoa; Chordata; Actinopteri; Cyprinodontiformes; Nothobranchiidae
Source: RefSeq, a predicted model, not a curated record
AUGCGUUUUAGACGUGGCGAGGAAGUCCUCACUGAUGGAUACAGACUUGAAGGAAACCCUGUCUGCUGGGCAACCUUUUGUAUAUCUGGGGUUUUCCCCCACCUUUGUGGUGCCAAGCUGGAUUUCCUGCAAGUAAAGCAUCGAAGGAGGAAGAGGAAGAGCAACUACAGCGUGAGAGAAACACAGACUCUCAUCAGGGAGAUCGACAAAAGAAGGGACGUGUUGUUCUCCAGGAAGCAGAACACAGCAGUUAAUGAGCUGAAGAGGCAGGCAUGGGAGGAAGUGGCACAGGGUGUGAAUGCAUUAGGAGAGGGAGAGCUGCGCACCGCCACUGAGGUGAAGCGUCGUUAUCUGGACUGGCGCGCGCUGAUGAAGAAAAAACAGCUGACGUUUGAGCUCUCCCCGUCCUCCUCCUCCUCUCUGACGGUGAAAACCGAGUAUGAUCAGUCCUCGCCGGAGCACGAGGCCGCUCCUCAAGGAGCCAGCGAACAGCUGGGCGACCUCUCGGGCUUCCCGCGGGAAUGUCAGAGCAACUGGCCGGAGCUGGUUGCCCUGGAUGAGUCGUCAGUGAUGGCCCACCCAGGUGUGAAGAUGGAGGACAACAUCAGCGAAUACAAAGUAGGAGGUGAUGUUGGAGAUGGAGACAUAGACGAAGAUGAUAUUCCCUCCCUCCUCAGUGGCAUUGAGUCAUGUGGAGAGGGCCCCGUCGGAGACAUGUAUUCCCACAAUGAUCUGGACCUGCUCAGCUCCUCUGAGGAUCCCAUCUCCACCACUAACAGAGAUCUGCUGCCAACAGAAAGCUUGAUGGGAAUUCAUGGACUCUGCUGUGAUCGUAAGAACAUGGACGCAGGAUUUCUUUUUGCUGUCGAGAAACAACGACUGGAGCUGGAAAAGCAGCGGCUGACUGUGGAGACCGAACGCCUAGCUGUGGAGAAAGAGCGCCUGAUGGUGGAGAAGGGUCGACUGCGUCAGGCGGAGGUGGAAAAAGAGCGGCUGCACGUGGAGAAGGAGCGGCUACAGGUGGAGCGGGAGAGGCUGAGGCUCCUGCUUCUCAGCCAAUCAGAGCACGUCGACUCACCUUUUCUCCUGCUGCCACAAGACCGUCCGUCCUCCUCCACCUGUUCUCUGUCCUCCACCCCGGAUGAACAGGAGGAGAAAAGCUGGAUUUCCUUGGUGAACCUGGAGACAGAGAAGAUGAAUCUGGAGAGGGAGAGGCUGCAGCUGGAGAAGCAGAGGCUGCAGCUGUUUAAGUUUGAGGCAGGUCGACUGCAAAUUGGGAGAGAGCGCCUGCAAGUGGAGAAAGAGAGAAUGCAUCUGCACAAAGACCAUCAGCCUAUUAAAGCAUGAGGAAGAGGAGGAGGAUCAGAUUUAACAAAGGUGUAAGGUAGCUGGAUUAAUUCCAGAUUAGGAUAAUUUGAGAGUUAAAAAAAUGUUCACGAUCACUGAAAUAAAAAGGUGCCUUUUGACGUUCAAACAAACCAAGUAACAGAACAGAGAGGAUUCCAGAGUCAUCACAUUGUUUCAGAUGAAAUUUCCAGUUCAACAACUUAUUGCUGUGUUUAAAAUGUAUAUAUAUAUAAAAAGAUUUAUGUUAAAGUUUAUGGAAAUAUGAGCAGAGUUGCACGAAAACUGUGUGUUCCAGUGUAUGGGUGCUGGUGUGUGUUACAACACAGAACAAACAAAAGGGCACAAGUUUUCGAUUCAAGCAUUUUACUGUCAAGUGCUUGAGUCAUUAAUAAUAUUAGUAAUAAUUGUGACUAAAUAAUCUAUUUACACACUUUUACCUGAAACUUUACAAACACUGAUGCUGAUCAUUAACGAACAGAGGCAGCUAAGGUGGUUCACACUCUCAUUUUGCUUAAGUUUUGACAACACACACACACACACACACACACACACACACACACACACACACACACACACACACACACACACACACACACACACACACACACACACACACACACACACAAACACACACACACACACACACAUACACACACAAAGAGCAUUUUAAAAUAACUUAUUACUGAUAAGUGUUUUCUGUUACUGCAUUGUUGUUUGUUUAUUUAUUUCAAAAUUAUUAAAUAAAAAGUUUUGUUAUCAUAAUGCCAUCUUCCCUGGUGGGAACUUUCUCAUAUUUUAUUUCUAUUCUGUAUUUGUACCCUUUGGAUGCGUUUUCACUUAGUUCUGUUUCCUUUUAUAAUGGUAACAAGUGAAUAAAAGAUUUUUCUAAAACAUU